This is a messenger RNA of Paramuricea clavata, 543 nucleotides long. Lineage: Eukaryota; Metazoa; Cnidaria; Anthozoa; Malacalcyonacea; Plexauridae. The record is from the annotation of a GenBank genome assembly.
AUGGAGGAAUUUAAGUUCAAGUUGCUUGACACUAUGGGAUACCUUGAAGAUGUAAUUAUAUCCAAACAUUCUACUAGCUGUUCGUCUUUACAUUGUCGAAAAAGAUGUCAUCACCUACUCUGGAUUAUUCAUAACGUUUUUAGUAUUGAUAGGAAUGAUCCAGUUAUGUACAAGCAGAAAUUUUCCAUAUCUGAGUGGAGUAAGCUUGUCGCAAGUUUCCCAAAUAGUGUUCCCCUUGCUCAUAUUCCAACAGUGAAUAAUCAGAAGUACAUUGUUAAUGUUCGAUCUUCCAGUAAAAGUGCAAAAUGCGCGGUUUGCAAGAACGAGCUGGUCAAUGGAGCUGUUCAAGUUGUAACUGAAGGUCCAUAUAGAACAAUACAUUGUCAAUGGGUUACACAUACAUUUUUUUUCUGUGCGGCCAAAAAGUGUAUAACAAAGAUUCCUAGAAAUUCGUACAUCAGACCGUAUUGUCCAUCAACCAUGCCACUCCAUUAUGACACCGGAUUGACAUUAGAACAAAGAAAUUUAAUCGCUAUUUCGUGA